Molecule: messenger RNA, 949 nt
Organism: Penaeus monodon (black tiger shrimp)
Lineage: Eukaryota; Metazoa; Arthropoda; Malacostraca; Decapoda; Penaeidae
Product: pro-resilin-like
Exons: 2
Coding region: 35-832 (265 amino acids)
Cellular component (GO): extracellular region
Molecular function (GO): chitin binding
Source: RefSeq, a predicted model, not a curated record
CUUCCUCCUCCUCUCCCGCUUCUAAGCACUUACUAUGAAGUCACUCAUCUUCUAUGCAAUCCUUGGCGUCGUUGUGGCCGACCGCCGCAACGGAUUCAACGGAAACGGCAACGGUUAUGGAGCACCUCCUCCUCCCACUAACGGAUAUGGAGCACCCACCAACGGAUUCAACGGAAAUGGAAACGGUAACGGUUACGGAGCACCUGCUCCUCCUAGCAACGGUUAUGCAGCUCCCAGAAAUACUUAUGGCACGCCCAACGGCGCCUACGGAGUAGAUCCUGAGAUUGCCGCUUUGGCCGAGAACAUUCCUGGGGGCGGCGUCCCCGGCGAGGACUACCCCAUCUUGGCUUCCGUGCCCGACACCGGCUUUUCCUGCGAUGCCCUGGCGGUGCAAGGUUAUUACGCCGACACUGCGCCUGAAGCCGGUUGCCAGGUGUUCCAUAUCUGCCAGGACCGCGCCCUCACACGCCAACAGGACUCGUUCCUGUGCCCCAACGGUACCAUCUUCAACCAGCAGUACCUGGUAUGUGACUGGUGGUUCAACGUGGACUGUUCUCAAGCUGAGAGCUUCUACUCCGUCAACGAACUCAUCGGAGUCCUUCCCGACGCCGGAUACGCCUAUGGACCCCCCACCAACGGUAACGGCAACGGCUAUGGCUCCAACGGCAACGGAAGUAAUGGAAACGGUAGGAACGGAGCCAAUGGAUACGGCUCCAACGGAAACGGAAGGAACGGAAAUGGAGGCGGCAACGGCUACGGUGCCCCUCCUACUCCAAGCAACGGCUACGGUGCCCCAACUACCCCAUCCAACUCCUAUGGAGCUCCUUUCUAAGUUAGACUUCCUUCUCUUUCCUUUAGAAAUGAAUUUUCUUAGAUUAGCCUCUUUCCAGUAUAUAUGCACAAGAAUUUUCUACAUAUCGGUAUUUUGAAAUAAAAUAUAUUAAUAUUA